This is a messenger RNA of Nicotiana attenuata, 2429 nucleotides long. Its product is annotated as F-box protein CPR30-like. Gene Ontology annotation, molecular function: oligopeptide transmembrane transporter activity; protein binding. Bases 121 to 1461 code for a protein of 446 amino acids. The record is from RefSeq and is a predicted model, not a curated record. The transcript is spliced from 4 exons. NCBI's taxonomy places the organism in Eukaryota, Viridiplantae, Streptophyta, Magnoliopsida, Solanales, Solanaceae.
UCCAAAGAGAGUGUUAAAGUAUAAGUAUUUUCACCAUCAUUUUAAUCUCUCUGUUAUCUGUUCUAAUAUGGCCACCAGGUCAGUGAUAAUGAUGGCCGGCCUUUUCCUGAAGAUCUAGCAAUGGAGAUUCUAAUCAGGUUGCCGGUCGAAUCUUUGUUGCGAUUCAAAUGCGUCGGCAAGUACUGGUACGAAACAAUUACGAGCCCUAGCUUCAUCGAAGAACACAUGAAUUGGAGCAGAAAGUCCCCGAAAAUCAUGAUUUAUGAUCAUGUUGGAUGCCCCUCAAAUGAUGAUUCUCCUCUCAAUCCCAAUCCCAUCACUUUGAUUUCGGUCUCAGAUACUGUUGGCGUACCUGAAAAUCCUGAUUAUCUUCAGGAAUUCAUAGGUAUGACGCACCUUUUAGGUUCUGUGGAUGGCUUGUUUUUAUUGGAGCGAGUAAUUGAUGGCAGCAUAUUCAACAUCUUCUUAGCUUUGUGGAAUCCUGCCACCAGGGAAGUGAGGUCCCUUCCUUUACCCGGUUUCAAUCUUCCAUCAUCUUUCAGGCAAUAUCGACGUCAGUUUGGGUUCGGAUUAAACCUUAUGACUAAUGACUACAAGGUUAUUUGGUUUCGGAUCUUCUGGGAAAAAAUCAUAAAUUUUUUUGUCGAUCAACCUUAUGCAGCCGUCUAUUCAUAUUCUAAGGACUCAUGGAGAAUCCUUCAACCUGAAAACGCUGACAUCGUCCUACUUAAAGACAUCCUCCUAAUUAAACAUUGUAUAGAAGCCCUUGGUACUGCUUAUCUGAAUGGAGCUUAUUACUGGCUGCUGAAGUGUGAAAUAUGUAACUGUAGCAUUCUUUCCUUUGACUUUGGCAAUGAGGUGUUUACAGAGAUUGAAGGGCCAGAUGCUCCGCGCCCUUUCAAUCAUUGGCAUCUGAAACUGAUAUUGCUUGAUGACUCCCUUGCCCUCUUUAGCGUAGCUGAUUGGGACAGAUUUGAACAUGACAUAUGGGAAAUAUGGGAGAAAAACAAAUCAAGCUUCAAAGAGAAGAAAAUGGACAUACACACUAAACUAAUGAGCAAGUACCUGAAUGGUGGUUUUGGGGCAUUCUUGUGGCAAACAUUACCCUCACUGUCUUUGCUUGUGAAUAUUACAACGAGCAACUUCAGUUUACCUUGGUGGGGAGUUAUUCUAGCUUGUGUCAUUGCCAUUUUCUUUACACUUCCUAGCGGAAUCAUCACUGCAAUUACCAACCAGGGUUGGAUGUUACCAAGCUAUUACUUUCCUCCAAGAUUUCAAGCUCGGUCAUUAUGGAAAACUCCACCAAAGAACAAUGUUUUUGGCUCAGAUAGUAGGGACUCUAAUAGCAGGGUUCUUUUAUUUGGGAACUGCAUGGUGGUUAAUGGAAACAAUUCCAGACAUAUGCAACAAAACAUUGACCAACACCGUGUGGACUUGUCCUUCAGAUCAUAUAUUCUAUGAUGCAUCAGUGAUAUGGGGUUUGAUUGAGCCAAGAAGGAUUUUUCGAGAUUUAGUAACUUAUGGAAUGGUCAAUUGGUUCUUCUUAUUUGGUGCUACUGCGCCAGUUGUUGUAUGGUUAGCAGCCAGGGCUUUCCCUAAGCAAGAAUGGAUCAAACUCAUUAACAUGCCAGUGUUGGCAGGAGCUACAGGGAUGAUGCCACCGGCCACGGCUGUGAACUACACAUGGAUUAUUGUAGGGUUCUUGUCGGGGUAUGUUGUUUAUUGAUAUAGGCCAGAUUGGUGGCAGCGACAUAACUAUGUUCUUUCUGGUGCACUUGAUGCUGGUCUGGCAUUUAUGUCUGUUCUUUUGUAUAUGUGUUUGGGAUUGGAGAACAUAAGUGUUAACUGGUGUGGAAAUGAUCUAGAUGGAUGUCCUUAUGCUUCUUGUCCAACGUGCGCCUAAUAGCAUGUUGCAUUGAACCACACAACAAAACACCGAGGAGCCGAUUGGUUACAGUGAGUAUGAUUUUAGUUCUGGUUUUGAAAUUAGGAUCAUCUUUUUCCACUGUUUCAUUAUCAGUAUUGGCUAGUAACGAUAUAGAUUUUACACGAAAAGUAUUGUACCCAAGACAAAGGCACCACUGGAUUCUUUUGAAACUGAGGGCAGUUCAACCAGUACAUUUGCACUAAGCGGACUUCAACUGCUGGAAUGGUGUUUAGAUAAUGUGCCAUUUGCAACAAGUUCUUGUGCAUGAUAACACCUUGUGUCUUCUCAAUAUUCACAUCCAGUAUAUUUGUCAUGCUAGAAAGAGGUCUUAUUGCCAGUCCACCAAGAUUGAUUUUGAUUCUGGUUUCAAAGAGGUUCUUAAUUAUGUGCUUUCAUACGCUGUUCCCAGCACUUGAAUAUGUGCACCACUGGAUUUGUUGAUCUGUAUUUUGCAGUAACAACUGAUUUACAUAAAAGCAAUUCCAGGUAGAUUUAACCUCCA